CAUUUUUGCUUUGGUAGCCUUGGGUGUGACCUUUCUUCAGCAGUUCACAUCCAGGGGUUAUGAUGUCACUCACAUCUGCUGUCCCCAGUCCAGGGUGCAGGGUGCUAGAGUUAAGAUCAAGUGCCAUAAACCGAAUGAGGUGGGAUUCAUCUCGCUGAUUCUCUCCCCUCUGAGGUAAGGACCAUGCUCCUGCUUCCAUUGCUCCCUGUCCUUCUCCUGUGUGUGGUGAGCACGUCCUUAUCAAAGUCAGAAACCUGUGAGAAUACCCUGAAGACCUGCUCUGUGGUAGCCUGUGGCAGAGAUGGGAGAGACGGACCCAAGGGAGAGAAGGGAGACCCAGGUCAAAGCCUCAGGGGUUUGCAAGGUCCUCCAGGGAAGUUGGGGCCUCCAGGAAAUGUAGGCGCCCCUGGAAUGUCAGGACCAAAAGGCCAAAAAGGGGAUCGUGGAGACAGUAAAGUCCUUGAGGCGAAGGUGGCAAAUUUGGAGGCCGAGCUAAGUAUCCUGAAAUCAGAACUGGAGCACACCAAGAAGCUGCAUGCCUUCUCGAUGGGCAAAAAGUCUGGGAAGAAGCUCUUCGUGAGCAACCAUGAAAUGAUGCCCUUUUCCAAAGUGAAGGCUCUGUGCACUGGGCUCCGAGGCACUGUGGCUAUCCCCAGGAAUUCUGAGGAGAACAGCGCCAUCCAGGAAGUGGCCAAAGGCGUUGCCUUCCUAGGCAUCACAGACGAAAUGACUGAAGGCCAGUUCAUGUAUGUGACAGGUGGAAGGCUCACCUACAACAACUGGAGGAUGAAUGAACCCAAUGACCACGGCUUAGGGGAAGACUGUGUCGUUAUUGUAGAAAAUGGGCUAUGGAAUGACAUUUCCUGCCUAGCUUCCUUCAUAGCUGUCUGCGAGUUCCCAGCCUGAGGAAGCCUCUUGGAGCUCUCAGUUGCUUCCAAAGAAAAUUCAGUACUGUUUUCCCAAGCCCAGUGUUAAGUGGUUCUUUUGAGGGGAGAGGAUAUAUUUGGUUGUGACCUGAGGGCGUAAAGAGAAGGUGACCAUGAAGUCCCAUGAGCAAAGGGCACAUCUGUUUGGCUAGGAACAAAGCAUGGAGUCCGAGUCAACUGUGGAAAAGCGAGAAUAAAUCCCCUCCUCUUUCA
Molecule: messenger RNA, 1139 nt
Organism: Acomys russatus (golden spiny mouse)
Lineage: Eukaryota; Metazoa; Chordata; Mammalia; Rodentia; Muridae
Product: mannose-binding protein A-like
Exons: 4
Coding region: 184-906 (240 amino acids)
Biological process (GO): positive regulation of phagocytosis; surfactant homeostasis
Cellular component (GO): rough endoplasmic reticulum; multivesicular body
Source: RefSeq, a predicted model, not a curated record